This is a messenger RNA of Neltuma alba, 1185 nucleotides long. RefSeq names its product neuroguidin. The coding region runs from base 197 to 1156 and encodes 319 amino acids. Lineage: Eukaryota; Viridiplantae; Streptophyta; Magnoliopsida; Fabales; Fabaceae. Gene Ontology annotation, biological process: maturation of SSU-rRNA from tricistronic rRNA transcript (SSU-rRNA, 5.8S rRNA, LSU-rRNA). The transcript has 9 exons. Gene Ontology annotation, cellular component: small-subunit processome; nucleolus. The record is from RefSeq and is a predicted model, not a curated record.
CUGAUGAACUACACGAAACGCAGAAGCGGCCUUGAACUACUCGGAGAGGAGAGUUCAACGUGGUGUUGGCCGACGACGACGGGGAAGCCACCGAGGAAGUCGUUCGGGGAAGUUUUCGGUUCGCGAAGUCGGUUCACUCUUGCCGUUGACGCUUAAACCACAAGGUCACCAGGUAAUUGUAGUUGUUUCGUCAACCAUGGAGGAGAGUGCUAAGCACUCAAAUAAUGGUGAUGGCAAGAAAGAGGACGCACCUCAGCUCUCUGCAUUAUUGAAAGAAAUGAAAGAAGGACUUGAUGCUGUAAGAAGAAAAAUUCAAUCUUUAACUGUCAAGGUCAAACAAAAGGAAUACCCUACUGCAGAUGGAUUUAGCUAUCUUGAAGCUAAAAAUUUGCUGCUCCUGAACUAUUGUCAGUCCCUUGUCUAUUAUUUGCUCCGAAAGGCUAAAGGCUUCUCAAUAGAAGAGCAUCCUGUUGUGCGAAGUAUUGUGGAGAUAAGGUUAUUUUUGGAAAAGAUUCGGCCAAUUGACAAAAAACAACAAUACCAAAUCCAAAAGUUAACAAAGGCUAGUGAGAAUGUGAAGGGAAAUGAUAUUCCAAGUGAGGAGCCAGUUGCACCCAAUAAGAGUGAGGAUGUAUCAAAAUAUCGGCCAAACCCUGACAUGCUUGUUAGCAAGUUAGACAACACAUCGCAAGAUGGUGAUGCUGUGUAUCGUCCUGUAAAAAUUGCUCCUACUUCUAUGGAGUUAGAUAAAACGUCAAAGCAAGAACGAAAUGCACUGAGAAGGGAAAAAGAGAUUCUGAAGCAAGCUAAGCAGAGUGAUUAUAUCAGGUCAUUGAUGAAUGACAUGGAGGAUCGGCCUGAAGAGGUCAGAGAUUUCAUGGGAGCUAGCAGAGAAGUUGAAAACCAUGUUGCCAGGAUGGAGGAGCGUGCCCGGCAGGAGGAGGAGCUCUUCACUCGAGUUCCACUUUCAAAGAUGGAAAGGAAAAGAGAUAAAUACUUGAAGAAAUCAAGAAAUGGGUUGCAAGGUCUGACAGAGAGUUUCUUUGACGAAAUCAAAACAUUGCCCUUUGGAGAUAAAAGUGGAGACCAAAUCACGGUCUCUAGUAAUGAUGGUAGAAGGAAAGGUGGACUGAAAAAGCGAAAGAGGAGACAUUGAAGCUUGUUUUCACCUCAAGGAAGUGGAUG